Vigna unguiculata (cowpea) is the source of this 2218-nucleotide messenger RNA. RefSeq names its product P-loop containing nucleoside triphosphate hydrolases superfamily protein. Gene Ontology annotation, cellular component: cytosol. Gene Ontology annotation, molecular function: GTPase activity; GTP binding. Lineage: Eukaryota; Viridiplantae; Streptophyta; Magnoliopsida; Fabales; Fabaceae. The record is from RefSeq and is a predicted model, not a curated record.
CAUAUCCGAACCCUAAAUCCGAAUCCAGCCAUGGUAGGUAGCAUUAGCGGACGCAGAAAGCGAAAAGCAGAGCAAAGAAACUGAAAAAGGAAGGAGAAGAAGCACUGCGUGGAAGCCAUGGGAAAGAAGAACGAGAAUCAGAAAACGGGGCUAGGUCGAGCCCUGGUGAAGCAGCACAAUCAGAUGAUUCAACAGAGCAAGGACAAGUCUCGCUUCUACAAAAAGAAGGUUCUCGAAUCCUUCACCGAAGUCUCCGACAUCGACGCCGUCAUCGAACAAUCCCUCGAGUCUCUCCCCGAACACGCCGUCGCCUCCACCACAAUCAUAAGCCUGGACCCUGCCGAAAUGACGCCUGAAGAAACGAGGAAGCAGGAGGAGGCGCUACACGCCAGCAGCCUCCGAGUCCCGCGCCGGCCGCCGUGGACUCCCGACAUGUCCCCCCAGGAGCUUCACGACAGCGAAACGCAAGCUUUUUUGGUUUGGCGUCGCAGUUUAGCGAGGCUCGAGGAGAAUAAGAAGCUUGUCCUUACACCGUUUGAGAAAAAUCUUGACAUCUGGAGACAGCUCUGGCGUGUUGUUGAACGUAGUGAUCUGCUUGUUAUGGUUGUCGAUUCACGAGAUCCUCUGUUUUAUCGUUGUCCAGACCUUGAGGCUUAUGCACGGGAGGUUGAUGAACAUAAACGCACAUUGCUUCUGGUUAAUAAGGCAGAUCUUUUACCUGCUUCUGUCAGAGAGAAAUGGGCAGCAUAUUUUCGUGCUCAUGAUAUUCUCUUCAUCUUCUGGUCUGCUAAAGCUGCUACGGCAGCCCUGGAGGGCAAAAACCUUGGUUCAUCAUGGGAUGAUGAUAACAUGGGGAGAACUAAUAGCCCAGACACAAAGAUAUACGGAAGGGACGAGCUAUUGGCCCGCCUGCAAUCAGAGGCAGAAGAGAUAGUGAACAGGAGGAGGAAUUCAGGCACCUCUGAUGCAGGGCCAUCUAACAUUAAAUCACCUGCUGAAAAUACUGCUGGCAGCUCAUCAUCUAGUCAUGUAGUUGUGGGAUUUGUUGGAUAUCCUAAUGUGGGGAAAAGUUCAACUAUCAAUGCUCUGGUUGGUGAAAAGCGGACUGGUGUUACCUCCACCCCUGGGAAAACAAAGCACUUUCAGACAUUAAUUAUCUCUGAUAAGCUGACCCUCUGUGAUUGUCCCGGAUUAGUUUUUCCAUCUUUCUCUAGCUCAAGAUAUGAGAUGAUUGCUUGUGGGGUGUUGCCCAUUGAUAGGAUGACUGAACACCGGGAAUCUAUCCAAGUUGUGGCCGAUAGAGUCCCAAGACAUCUCAUCGAACAGAUUUACAGGAUAACGCUUCCUAAACCUAAGCCAUACGAGUCCCAAUCCCGUCCCCCUCUAGCAUCUGAACUUUUAAGAGCAUACUGUGGUUCCCGUGGGUAUGUUGCUUCUAGUGGACUCCCUGAUGAAACUAGGGGCACCCGUCAGAUACUGAAAGAUUACAUUGAUGGGAAGCUGCCUCACUAUGAACUGCCUCCAGGUACAUCAGAAGAGGAACAUGCUUUGGAAGAUCCCACCAGACACGACUCAGUUGACUUGCAUGCAUCAGAUUCGUCUGAUGUUGAAGAUUCUUCAGAUGUCGAGAGUGGUCUUGCACCAAAUCUUGAGCAUGUCUUGGAUGACCUCAGUUCAUUCGACAUGGCUAAUGGACUUGCUCCAAAAAGUACGACUCUUAAGAAGCCCAAGGCAUCUCAUAAACAUCAUAAAAAGCCGCAGAGGAAAAAAGAUCGUGCCUGGAGAGCAGGAAACGAUGAUGCUGAUGGGACGCCGGUUGUAAGAUUCUUUCAGAAACCAGCUAACACAGGUUCUCUGAAGGAUUGAUGAGGCCAUAUGAUCUUGUUCUUGUACAACAGCUUAUGUGUUAAAACUCAUAUUUACAUUGUUAAUACGAGGUUAAAGAUAACGUUUGUUUUGGAUAUUACGGAAAUAUGAUGUUGAGCAAUUUUACGUAAGCUCGUCCCAUAGGAAAAAGAUGUUUGGGUAAAUAUUAUUGUUCUUGUUAAUGGGUUGAGAAUGAUGCCAUAGGACUGGAAAAUCAGGUUCCAUUGUACUAGUAUUAGUGAUAGUUGAGCGCACACGUGUGUUUUCUACGCAUCUUUGUGCCGAUAAUUGAGACGAUUUUGAAGGUUGCCCGAUGUUUAGGACAAUAAAACAUUACACAGAUUUUUAUUUC